Closterium sp. Naga37s-1 is the source of this 1896-nucleotide messenger RNA. NCBI's taxonomy places the organism in Eukaryota, Viridiplantae, Streptophyta, Zygnematophyceae, Desmidiales, Closteriaceae. The record is from the annotation of a GenBank genome assembly.
AUGAAUCGCGGCGGCACCCCUGCGUCGGACCGCGCCGCCGCGCGCCAGCAUCAUCAGGCGCGGCGCGGGGACGACCACCACGAGCCGCCUUCGGCGCCGUCAACGGUCACAAAGCCGGCGCGGAGGCGCGUGGUAAUCUCCGCGGCGGAAGUGCGGCGGCUGAACACGCAGGCGGGGCAGUUGCGCGAGGUGUUGGGGAAGAGCAAGGCGGUGAGCGAGGAGAUGAUCACCAUUCUCAACACCUUCGACACGCGCCUCACCAACCUCGAAACUGCCAUGCGCCCCAUCCAGCAUUCGGCAGUGGCUGGCUGCAAGGGCGUUGUUGAAUUGCCCGACAGACCCUUCCACCAUCACUCAUCUCAACCAUUCUCCUCCCCACCGCCAUCCCUUCAUCCCCCUUCCUCUCCCCCCCACUUCCUCCCUCCCCCCCACCCCAACCCCCCCUCCCGCCCCCCCACCACCUUCCCCCCCCCCUCCCCCCCUUUUUUUUCCCAGGAGCGCACGCUGGCGUUCCGCAAGGCGCAUGCGAACAUCGACGCCACCAUCCCCCCAUCUCAGCCAUUCCCCCUAUCUUCCCCAUCUCCCCCCCUCUCUCCCCAUUCCCAUCCACCUUCCCAUCCCCUUUCCCAUCCCCCUCCCCAUCACCAUCUCUCCCCUUCCAGGCGCGCACGCUGGCGUUCCGCAAGGCGCAUGCCAACAUCGACGCCACCAUCCUCUUUGCCGCUCGUUUGCACCCAUCUCACCCAUCACCCUUUCCCGCCGCUUCCUUUCCCCCGCCCCUUCCUUUGCCCGCGCCCCUUCCUUUGCCCCCGCUGCUUCCUUUGCCCCCGCCCUCCCCUCCCCCAGGCGCGCACGCUGGCCUUCCGCAAGGCGCACGCCAACAUCGACACCACCAUCCGCGCCGUGGAGACGGUGCUGGAUAAGUUCGACAUCCCGCAGCAGGUGGGGGGGAAGGGGGGAGAGGGGGGGCAGAACAGCAGCGAGGGUGGUAGGGCCGUGGAGACGGUGCAGGACAAGCUCGACAUCCCGCAGCAGGUGGGGGGGGCGAUGGGCGUGCUACGCUGGGAUCGUAUGCACGCUGGUGGGCGGGUGGGCAGGUGGGCAGGUGAGCUGGGUUGCUGGGCUGGUGGGCCGGUGGCAGGUGGGUGGGACGCUGGGCAUGAUGGGACCAGCAGCGGAGGGAGGGGGGGGUGUGAGACGGUGGCAGGGGGGGCGGUUGGCUGCCAGGACAGUGGAGCAGAGGAUAAAGGCGGCCGUCGGCGCGACCUACAGGCAUAUCUAGCAGAGGUGGACGUGGAACAACGGAUCAAAGACAUGCCUCGUCGUGACCUAGAGGCAUACCUAGCAGCGGUGGGCAUGCCACAGGAGGCGCUGCUGUUCUUUGACUCGCACCGCAACCACAAGUCGUCGGAGGGCGCUGCUCUGCCCUGCAGGCGCUGCUGUUCUUCCUUCGUGGAACAACGAAUCAAGGACGGUCCGCGUAGAGACUUAGAGGCGUAUCUAGCAGCGGUGGACAUGCUACAGGAGGCGCUGCUGUUCUUUGACUCGCACCGCAAUUACAAGUCGUCGGAGGGCGCUGCUCUGCAGGCGCGUGGGCUGAUGAAGGAGGCCAUGGGCAUGCUUGAAGCUGAUUUCCGGCAGCUGCUCGCGAAUAACAGCAAGCCCAUGGACGUGUUGAAGAUCAUCGAGGCGAUGCCAGAGCUGGGGAUCGAUCUGGCGGGGCUGCCCCCGCCGGCACAGACGCCGGAGAAUCUGAUUCCGGGCAUCGGACCCAGCAAGGGCGGCAAGGGGCCGCCCGUGCUGCUGCUGCCCACGCUCAUAGAGCGGUUGAAUGCGGUGGCAAGGAGGAUGAUUCAGAACGGGGCGGCUUCCGUGUGCACUCGCGUGUACAGGGAG